GUUUUGUUUCCACGCUGUCCCGAAUAAAAGAUAUUUUCGGGGUGAUAAUCUGUGUCUCAGUGCAUGUAAUCAGUCUGAAAAGUUGGAUAAAGUGGCGGUCUACACCAGAAAGUUGUUAAUUAUCUUUUGGGAAUCAAUUAAGCUGUGGAAAAUUAAGUACACCGCAUAGGCGUCACUUUCAUUUUUGCUGGGUCGGAAAAAGAAGAAGCUUCGCGUACAAUUUUCGUUGUAAUCGUUCGCAUAUUUAUGAGGGUCCCUGGUGAUUUUCACUUGUAAAACAGUGCUCAAAUAUAUUUUCAGGUGAUGGACAAUUAUGGCACGAUGAACAAUUCAUACGGGAACAUUGUGUACAGUGGUCAGAUAAGUGAAAUUACACAACUGCAAAACCAAACAGUGCAGUAUCAAUAUCAACAACAAGAACAAGUUCAGUAUUUCGACGCACUGAAAGAAAAUCAGUAUCAGGAGCGAGAAACUAUAAUUACUAAUAACGUCACGACUGAAGCUCCCUGCCUAAACACUGAACAAGUAGUUUAUCAAGCACCAGAACAGGAAUUUCCGGUUGCAAUGGAGGAACCGGCACCAGUUGAAAAUCAUGAUGCCCAAGCUGAGACACUUGAGGAAAAUCAUCAGCCAGAAGAACCGGCUACCGAAGAACCGGCGAUUGAAACAAAUGGUCAACAGGAGACCAUGGAAGAAGAGCACUUAGAGGAAGAAAAACAAGUGUCUGAGGAGGUGAAAGAGGAAGUUGAAAAGGCAGAUGAAGUGACUAAAGAAGACAAUGUAGAUGAAGCAGCCGCAGAAGAAAAGAAAGAAGAAAUAAAAGAGGAAGUAAAGGAUGAAACUGAUAAGGUUAAAGUUCGCCGUAAGGAUGGAACUCCUGCCGAUUUGGAAAUUUGUCGGGUGUGUCAAUCGAAAGAGGAACUGAGCGAUAUUUUUGAAUUCGACACAUCAGUUCGAAUUUGUGAUUUAAUUAUGAAGAUUUGUACCAAUGUUCGCAUAGCAGAACGUGACCACCUUCCGCAUAAGAUCUGCAAAAGUUGUGUUGAUAAAGUCCGAAUAGCAUUCGAAUUCAAGACAACCUGUGAAAAAACAGAUAAGGAGUUACGACAAACAUUAAAACGAAGUUACAAAUCUAGGCGAACUACGGAUUUUGUAAUCGUUAACUGCCCCAUGUCGGAUGAAGACGAGAAUGAUGAAGAGCCCCAGGACGACGAUGAGUAUAAAGUUUCUCAAUCAGAAGUUGAAUCAGAACCGGUAACAUCAGACGACAGUUUUGCGCCUUCAGGCAAGAAAAAGAAAACUCCGAAGCGACGUGGACGUCGAACAAGAAGUGAACCUGUAUCAGCCCCUGAACCACCAGUAAAACGAAGACGAGGGCGUCAGCCCGGUUAUAGCCCAAAAGCUGCAGCAGCAGCCAAAGCAUCAUCAUCAAAAAUUGCAACCCCUGUUGUAGAUACUCCCCGUCGUCGUGGUCGUCCGCCAAAGAACAGUCGAUCUCCGGGACUCGCAAAUGUGGUUUACAUUGAAGCACCCGAUCCCAGCUCAUCGGACAGUGAGGACGAUAAGCCCAUCAGAACACGCAAAACCCACGACUGCACCAAGUGUGAUGAAACAUUCAACACCGGUGUUGAACUUAAAGAGCAUUUGCAAUCCCACAAAGGAGAUCUGUUCCCUUGUACAAAGUGCGAGAAAACAUUCAAGUCGAAGGUCUAUUUAUCGAAUCAUUUGGAGCGACACACGCAGGACGAAAAGAAACGGGAGGAGAAGCUGAAGGCAAAGGAGCAGAAAAAACAACAACAGCGACUCAAGGAGAUCCAAAAACGCAAGGAACACGAAGAACGUCUCAAGCGGCAGAAAGCUCAAGCGGGAAGCGCGGAGAAGAAGAAAAAACUGGAACCAACGCCGGUCGGUACCGGCCGAGAUCUUUUCAAAUGCGUAGCUCCGCUCACUUCCACUUACUGGAGCGACAGUUUUUCGGAUUAAAAAGCGACGAUCGGGCUGUGGAUAUAUGGCUAUCGUGUGUGUCAGACUGCUGAAAGCGUGAGAACAUCCCGAAGAAUGAAUCUGAAUUCCCCGAACCACGGUGCCAUCGAGAUCGUCUGCGAGUGAAAUAAGUUUUAUUUUCCUGUUCCAUAUAUUUUGUUUUUCAUAAUGUUUCUUUCGCCGUGAACCAAUUUGCGUGGAAGAAGCCAUAUCGUCUUUUGAUUCGGUUUGCGUGGAUUGCUCUGAACGUGAAACUUCUAAUAGUGUAUCGAAAAGGUACUUUGAGUAACGAAAAUGUUAGGAUAAGGUAUAGAUUGAAUGUAAGAUUCUUAAUUCUUUUGCUGCUUAUUGAUAUUGACAGAAAAUUAUUUUCACAUUUUAGUUAAGGCUACAGAUCACACAAACAUAUUUUCACGAAUGAUGAUAAGCAUUUCAGAACAAUCAAAAACUUCAUUCAGAAAGAAUGAAACAAGGAAAAUCAUUACGGAACAGCCAGUACUAAAUUCGAAAAGGGAGACAAAACCUAAGUUGCUUAGUUUAGUGCAAUGUUCAUCAUAGAAGCAAAAACAACAGAUUAUUUAAUUAGAUGAACACUUUAAUUCGAAAUAGGUUGUCAUCAUACUUUACGGUCUUAGAAAAAUUAUAGGUUUUCAUCCGAUAAUCGUAAGCAUUUGGAUUGCUCUUUAGAAUGCAUUCAAUAAAUAAGACAAAAACUGGUAAAACAUA
Molecule: messenger RNA, 2709 nt
Organism: Armigeres subalbatus
Lineage: Eukaryota; Metazoa; Arthropoda; Insecta; Diptera; Culicidae
Product: gelsolin-related protein of 125 kDa
Exons: 3
Coding region: 304-1983 (559 amino acids)
Biological process (GO): regulation of gene expression
Cellular component (GO): nucleus
Molecular function (GO): zinc ion binding
Source: RefSeq, a predicted model, not a curated record